This is a messenger RNA of Lepisosteus oculatus (spotted gar), 2650 nucleotides long. It is a transcript of the gene ikbip, whose product is annotated as IKBKB interacting protein. NCBI's taxonomy places the organism in Eukaryota, Metazoa, Chordata, Actinopteri, Semionotiformes, Lepisosteidae. The record is from RefSeq and is a predicted model, not a curated record.
CGGCCUCGGGUGCCCGUUUCAUUCGGAUGAAACCCGUCGGGUCUUUAAUGGUGACCUCCGCCAUCGGAAGGUGUCCAGUGGUGCUGCUAGCAGUCCUACAGAACAGGGGCGGUGUGCCGGCCUGCUGCGUCAGCACCGUCCCGGGGGCUCUCCGCUUGAAAGCCGAGACUGAUGACGUUGGCAAUAACCAAAAAAAUUCAAAGGCCCCUUUCUGAGCAUUUUACUUCCUCCCAGCAUUAGACAUGUUGGUAUUGUGAAGAGUGUCAGCUUUGUAGCUUUUCGUUCAGCGUUUUAAUGAUAAUAUUCCAACUGGAACAUUGGGGGGAAAAAAAUUGAUUCACUAUUAUCCCGAACGCACAAUCCGCUAGCUGCGCCUCUCCGCCUGCCCUUUCUAACUGACGUGGUGUGGAAAGCGUACUCCUCUUUCCCCCAAAGUUUCCAAACUAGAGGAACCGUCCAUUUUGGGAUUCACAAAAAGAGUCGUUCAAAAAAAAAAACCCGAUUAUUCAGAUUUUGUCUCGUUUUACAUUAAAGAUAUAUAUAAACUUUCUGGCGCCCAGACUUUAUAAAAAUGAAUUGGCGUUUGUAAAAGUCAGUAAGUUUUCCGAAACCUCGGCAGGCGGAUUCGUUUAUUUCCCUGAUUUGCGCCAAGGCAGGGACUGGUCUUCCAACGCCGCCCAGAGUUUAGGAAGGAGAAAUACGGUACGGGGUUUGGAAACCUCAAAAUGCCUAGUAAUGAGCUGAAACAAAGGAGGAAGACGACGCAAGGAAAACCUCAUGAGCAAACGACCGAGACAAAACCGAAGGCCGAGCCGGGGAAAGGGGCUGAUGAGCCGGACCGAAACAGCCCGACGAGCGCGGCGUCUCCUCCGUCGGCUGUGGACAUCAGGACCAUAACCUGCCUGCUGUCCCUGGCGGUGUGCCUGGUGCUCACUUGGGUCGUGCUUCUGCAGGCUGCUCGGUUUGCAGACAUUGAGGAGAAGUCCAGACUGCUGUAUGAAAAGGCAGCAGACAUCGAGGGCCUGAGCAACGAAAUCAGUGAAAUCUCCAGAAAGCUGGACGCCUCAGAAGAAGACCUCCAGGGGGCGCUCUCCUCCAUGUCUUUGGUGGCCAAGAUGGAUAAGGAUGUCUCAGGCCUGCGCAGUGUUAUUGCUGCCGUGCAGGGGGGCGAACAGUUCGUGUCGCAGAACAUGCAGAGCAUCAACAGGAGCUUCCAGAAUGCGACGGACGUCUGGAGGCGGAGCCUUGAGGGAAUCACCCAGGACAUCGGGAAUCUGAAGUCGGACUCCAAGGCCCUACACAACCAGGUGACCGCAAAGAUAAACAAAGCGGAAAAGACAAUGAGGUCCAUCUCGGAGAAGCUGGAGGAGCUGGAGGACAGCACCAAGCAGAACGCCAGGGCGCUGGAGCGCACGGAGAGUGAGGACGUGGAGGGCGUGGAGGAGCAGGUGAGGUGGAACCGCAGGGAGAUCGAGAGGCUGGAGGAGCAGCACCAGGCCCUGGGCAGCAGGGGCCGCGAGCUGAGUGCCAAGAUCGCCGAGUACCAGCCCCGCGCCCGGCAGUGCGAGGAGCAGCUGCCCGUGGUGGAGGACGCCGUCCGCUCCAUCCUCAGGGUGUCCUCUGAACUGGCCGGCCUGGAAAAGAGGGUGGAGGACCUGACUGUCCAGGUCUUCAACAUGGAGGACAACAUGCUCAAGGUCGUCUCCGAGAUCUUGGAAAUCAAGACCGCUCUGGAUGCCCUGGAGGUGGACAACAGCAUUCUCAAACUGAGAAACGAGCUGGGUGUUAUCAAGGAAAAGGUGAGAGAGUUCGAAAGGGCCAGGAGGGAACCACAUUCAGAGGAGCAGAGCAGAGAAGGAGCCGUGGAAAACUGACCAAGGACAAGCACGAUCAACCUGGUUUCUACUGGUUACCCGGAGGACAAGUACAAGAGCUUUUUGUGGUUAUCACAAUUUAUCACAACCACCAUAAGCAGAGUUGCACUGUAUAUGCAAUAUAUGUGCUUGUCAUAGUGUAGCCUCAAUCACAGCUGAGCAGCAGUCAUUUUGCUGUGCAGUGUCUUCUUUCUAAUAAGAAAAUAUCACUGGUGUAUGAAUGUAUUGCUCACAAACUGCAAUUAGCUUUUUUUUUUUACAUAUUUGCCUAUGUACCAGUUUGUAAAACUUUAUUUAAAGUCCACAAAAAGUUCGGCAAUUGUGUCAGAAUCAUUUUGGAUCUGUGAAUUAAAGGUGAAUGAAUAUUACAUAGAAUUUGCAUGGCCAGCUGUUAGACAGGCUGAGCAAGACUGCAGUCUCUCAGUGUUGGAGAGGGAGGGAGACAAUCAUUCAGGACUGGGGUGCUGGAAAAACACUUGCAAUUCCAAAGGACCAUCGCAUUUGUGUCAAAAUAAGCCUCACAGCAUAGAUAUCAGAUGUUAUUCUAAGACUAAUUUAGAGUACAAGUCUCAGUUGUAAUUUCUCAGGUCGUCAUCUUAAGAGGGACUUGUAUUGUUACAUUGAAUGUCUGGGCCAAAAGUUUAAAAGUGUUUAAUAGCUGCUGGCUGUCCAGUCAGACUGUACACUGAAUUUCAACUUAAGCCCUUUGUGAGAUUCUUGAGGAAUACUGUGAUGACAUCAAAUCCUGUAAAGCUCAAAUAAAAUGUUUUUCCUAA